Prorocentrum cordatum is the source of this 1579-nucleotide messenger RNA. NCBI's taxonomy places the organism in Eukaryota, Dinophyceae, Prorocentrales, Prorocentraceae. The record is from the annotation of a GenBank genome assembly.
CGAUCUUUCAACCCAGAAUUCUGCGCAGAAAGACCUCGCAUGAGUUGCCACACUAGCAACACGUUACUCCUUUUUGCUCAAGCCAUUUUGGCGCAGAGCAGGUUGGUCCGAUUUGUUCGGCUCAAUUUAAUUGCUGAGACUUGCCGCGCCCGCGUUUGUCCUCAUGAUAGAUGUACUGAUGGCGUUAUGGUAUGCGUUGGUAGUGAUUCCAGCCGCCGCUUCACCACAGCUGCCGCCGUACAGUGGACCAAAGCCGCCAUGGCCGUACAGAGGCUACAGUCGCUUUCCCGCCGUCUGGUUCGGGCAAAACCGCAGUGGGCUUGACAGCGCCACAGAGAUGGCUCUCGAGGCCAAGCACCAAAUUGUCGGGUGGGGCUGGCAGCAGAAUUACAACACAGUGGGGAAAUACACAGCGAAUCACACCAAAGGUACGAAUGGCACAUACUACCAGCAAGAGACCUCUCUGGCACAGAUGGCCUCCAGGUUUGCGGCUUAUCUCGAGUUUUCGCCACCAAGCAAUGCGCGCCAAGUGCAGGCCACAUUCGUCUAUCGCCAUAUGGAGGUAGCUGAGUAUUAUUGGUCCCUCGCGGCAGCAGCGUUCCAUGAUCCGCGUAAUGCCGAGAUGUUUCUACACAGCGAAGAUGGUAAGGUCUGCUGGAAAACCAACGAUAUGACGGGGCCGUUCUGGAAUUUUAGCAAUGCGCGGGCCAUGGAUUGGUUCGUAGAGGAGAUCGGCGGGGAGCUUACCCGGGAAGCUGACAUAAACGCAGUCUUCUUCGACGAGACAGAUUGGUUGUAUUGCGGGCCUGUUUUCAACAACUGCAGCCACAAGACCGUCACUGCAGACCAGUACCACCACAAAAUCGAGAUGAUGCGCCGACUCGCUGUCAAGCUCAACGCCGCCGGCAUAUGGCCCAUCUACUCCACAUUCAACGGGUUCCAGGGCACAGAAUAUCGCAACUGCCCCUUUCCUUUCGACGAGUACUAUCGAACCCUGGCAGAUGUAGGCUGGUUCCGGUUUUACGAGUGGGGCAUCGGGAACACCAAGCCUGAGGGCGGGCCGGGAAGUCAGGCUCAGAUUCUGCAGGCGUUGCGCGAAUCUGAGCUGGGUCUUCCCGUUAUUGUGCACGCGUACCUGGACAAGGACGCCAAGCCCCCCAGCACACCGAGGACUCUGCCUUUGGCCUUGUUCCUCCUGGCUCAGACGGACUACUGGUAUCUGGGGAUCUCUUCCGGCUGGAACGACAAGGACUGGUCCUGGUGGCCGGAGUACGAUCAGCACUACGGGAAGCCCCUGGGCCGCGCAACUCAGAUCAUGGACCCUCCCGGUUGGAGGCGGGAGUUCGAGGGCUGUACCGUCACCGUCACGGCGGAUUUGAAGAAUGCGAGCAUCCGGUUCCACAGCCGCGAGCAUGUUCAAUUGCUUGUCUGAGCCGGGUUUGGCAUAGUAGUGUUGGCACUUUGUACUCAGCACGGCCUCGCUCGCAAGCGGAAAAAAAACAGUUGCCACGCGACACAGAAGCACAGGGGGGAUUUUCUGCCGAAGAAGCGUCAGCCUGGCCCAGGAGUUGGAGAAGGA